This is a messenger RNA of Cryptotermes secundus, 2225 nucleotides long. RefSeq lists its product as uncharacterized. Gene Ontology annotation, cellular component: photoreceptor outer segment; membrane. Gene Ontology annotation, molecular function: G protein-coupled receptor activity. Gene Ontology annotation, biological process: G protein-coupled receptor signaling pathway. The record is from RefSeq and is a predicted model, not a curated record. Bases 234 to 2114 code for a protein of 626 amino acids. Lineage: Eukaryota; Metazoa; Arthropoda; Insecta; Blattodea; Kalotermitidae. The transcript is spliced from 4 exons.
UACUGUGGCAUGGUAAAGAAUGUGAGGUCUGAUAUUGAGAAUGUUGUUAAAUUGAAACUACUUCAUUUCCAUUCAAGGGAGGAACAAGUGAGAUCACAGAUGGUUCUGGGGUCACAAAUAUGGAACUUCUAUCAUCAGAAGGUAUCCCAUCUCCACAGAGACAGUACCCCACAUGUACUGACGUAACGAGAAGAUGAACAUUCUGGUGACGAGCUCAACUGCAGAAACCCAACAUGGAGACGAAGUACACGCUUAUUGUGAAGAACAACGGGUCUGUGGUCCAACUUGUAGAGGAUGGUCCAGUCCCGCCCGUAGUUCCAGGGGUGUUCCUGGUGCUGGACUUCACUCUUGGACUGUGUCUCAACCUGGUUAUCGUCUUCACCAUAAUUAUGUGCCCUGCGCUAAGGCGCCUGUCCUUCAACAGCAUUCUGCUCCACCUUUGCGUGAGCUGCGCCCUUGACUGCAUCCUUAACUUGCUUGGUGCUGUGGGCUUCGUUGCAGUGACACAUCUUGAGCUGCCACCGAACUACGCUCCUGAGAUGACCUUGGCGUGUCGCGUCAACGCGGCCUUGACGCAGUGGACAACGGCAAUCCAGAGCGUCGCCAUGGCAACUCUAGCUGUGGAUCGCGUCAUGAUGUUCCGUCAAUUGGAUAAUCCAAAAGCGGACGCCAGAAAUCGUUUCAUGAAAUUUCUCCCGGCUCUCGUGUGGCUCUACGGCACGGUUCUUGUGGCGCCAAUCGUCGCCACGUCACACAUCGUGAGGGUACGACCCUUCCCCGACAGAUAUUCUUGUGGUAUAGUUACAACAUCAGACGACUUAAAUGAACUACUGUAUCCUUGGUUACUUCUAAUGCUUGGCUACAUAGUCCCUUGGAUAGCCAUCUUAAUUAUCUGUGUCGUAAUUACGCAGUACGUCACUUCUGCUAGACGUCGUCAGCAACAACUUGCAAAUGCAGCGCUGCAAAGAAGCCAAGGCAUCGUAACUUCUGUUCCGCAAAUUUAUUCUGCUUCCUACCAGACAUCCUGGAGCAACUGGUUGGGAGCAUCCGGUCCUCUGCCAUGGGAAGAAGUUAAAUUCUAUUUCUUGAGUUCGAUGUUGCUCUUUCUGUAUGUUAUACUCCUCGUUCCACAUGUACUGUGUGUCAACGUACCCCCUCUAAUAGCACGGGAAGUUCGAGAAGACAAUCCAGCUUCCAACAACAGUUCCAUGUCAGAACUAACAGCAGUUCUAACUGGUACAUAUGAUUGCUUCUUCGUAUGGUGCCGGUACGCUUUCACAGUUCUGGUGCCAAUAUGUGUAUUGAUUAUUCAUAAAGAAGUGCGUAAAAAGAGUGAGCAUAUGUUCUGUUGCUGUUGUCGAAACAAUGCUGUUGUCCGUUUGGACAACCCGAGAUCAAUUUCAGCUUCUGUCGAAAUAAGGACGCAAAAAUCGGCUAAGGAACUAAAAAACCACAAAAAUAAAAACAUUUUAAGAAAAAGACAUCCAGACAGACAGAAUAAAUAUUCAAGAAUUUCUCAUUAUAGAACUCCUGUUCUGUUUGCUACGUCUGAAGGCCUUCAUCUGAGAACUGUUGAUGACAGACUGGAAGGUAGUUAUUACUUCAAUGACAACGGUGGUCGAGGUAGAACAGGGGAUAAAGAAGAGUGUUGGACUGUUGAGCCAAGGUUCCUAUGUGAGUUCUGUGACGUUGCGUUAAUAGCUUCAACACCGACGGAGUCUAUAGGGAACCCACAACAAAGUGUCAGGUGGGGACUACCACUCCCAGUGUUAGGAGAGGAAGCACUGGCUGAAAAAGAUUUAUAUAUAAGUGACAACGUGACAGGUGAUAAUAUCGACGAGUUUGUAAGAAGACGAAGUAAUUCUGGGGAAAUUCUAGUGGCAAAGUUCAAUAAAAUGAACAACAGAAAAGAAACGAGAGUGAGAUUUGCUCAAACGGUGAGUGAAAUUCCAUUAUCUGAGAGCGGCGUAUGGAGUGCGCCAGAGGAUCAAGUAUUUGUAGAAAAAUCUGCUCAUUACAAACGGAACGAAUCAUCAUACGUUGCCCUUAAACCCUUCAAUUCAAAACCUAAGGUCAGUGUACCUAUCAGAUCUCGUAUGAAUAAAUUAUCCUGACAGAAUGACAAAAUUACUAAACCCAGAAACAGUUCUGCAAUAUUACAGAGAAGAAAAUCAAAUUAAUAUUUAAUCUAACUGUAAAAUAAUGAGUUUAUUUGCAAUAAAACA